CCAGCGCUGCGCAUCUCCAAUUGGUUCUUCUCUCCCAUCUGUCCUCCAAAAUUGGGGACUUAAAUUUCGGCGUCAUGUAAGAAAUCUUCUCCUUCCGCUGAAACCAUCUGUGUCAAAUUAACUCUGGUUUGCCCUUCCCGACGUCUCUGGCCACCGAGUUCCUCUUCUUUUCUUGUCGAAACUUAGGUUUUCGGCCGUGAAGAGGAGCGAUGGGGAUUCUCUAUGGAAUGGUGGCCAGAGGACACGUCGUUUUGGCGGAGUUUUGCGCUACGCAGACCAAUGCGAGCGCCAUUGCGAGGCAGAUAAUGGAGAAGAUGAAGCAGGGAGACGAUGAUAGCAAUGCGUCCUAUUCUCAUGAUCGCUACAUCUUUCACAUCAAGAAGACCGAUGGCCUGACCGUUCUUUGCAUGGCCGACGAAGCCUCUGGAAGGAGAAUUCCUUUUGCAUUUCUCGAAGACAUUCACCAAAGAUUUGUGAAGACUUACGCUCGUACAAUUCUCUCAGCUCCUGCAUAUGCCAUGAACGAUGAAUUUUCAAGGGUUCUAAGCCAACAUAUGGACCAUUUUUCCAACGAUCCAAAUGCAGAUAGGCUGAACCGCUUAAAAGGUGAAAUGAGUCAGGUGAGGAACGUGAUGAUAGAUAAUAUUGACAAAGUAUUGGAGAGAGGUGACCGCUUGGCUUUGCUGGUCGAGAAAACUACAAAUAUUCAAGGAAAUGCAGUUCGAUUUAGAAGGCAAUCACGUCGCUACAGAAACACCUUGUGGUGGAGAAACUUCAAACUUUCAUGUUCGUUGUUUUUCAUUUUUACGAUGGUCCUCUAUAUUGUGCUAGCAUUUUUCUGCGAAGGACCCCUCUUGCCGUCCUGCUUGAAUUAAGUGAAUGCAGAAGAGAAGACGCAGCUAAGUGACCUUUACCACUUGUUCGAAAACACGUGCCUUAUUGUAUCUAAGUUGUGCACUGAAAUAUAUGCAGUCUAAAUCUUGUCCUGCAAAAAUUUACGCCAA
Messenger RNA from Momordica charantia (bitter melon), 1004 nucleotides. RefSeq names its product vesicle-associated membrane protein 711. Gene Ontology annotation, biological process: vesicle-mediated transport. The record is from RefSeq and is a predicted model, not a curated record. Lineage: Eukaryota; Viridiplantae; Streptophyta; Magnoliopsida; Cucurbitales; Cucurbitaceae. Gene Ontology annotation, cellular component: membrane.